CAGAAAGAGUGAAAAAGACUAUAGGUGAGCUAUUUUUAGGUUAACCUACAUAACAGGGUACAAGGUUUACGUCCCACUAGGAAUACUCUCCUUCAUGGAGGUGACGUAAACAACAUUUUUUAGCUGAGUAAUUCCUUUAAAGUUUAAGCUUAAGAAGUGAAUAUUUAGUGGAUAUUACAUACCAGCCAUGGCACCGAACUGCUGCUUCACUUGACGGACACGAUCACCGGAGGGGAAGCUGAUAUACUGGUCUGCAAGAGCAGAAAGCACCUGUCCAACCUGGCGGCAAACUCUGCUAACUGUGGGCUGGCUCAGGUUGACAGUGUCACCGACAGUCAACUGGAAAGCUCCUGUGGCCAAAAAUCGCAGAUAGCUUAAAACGCACAACACCAAAGACGAGCAUCGCUGUAUUAACUUCAGGGGACGAUAACCAUAGGUGGCCGUAUCGACAAGAAAUAGUGAUAGGAACAACUUAUCAGUACAUGUGAGAAGACUGAAAAUGAUGCAGGAAGUGACGGAUACGAGCGGAAAAAAGAACCAUUGGCGAAAAUACUGCAUGUUAAUAAUAUUGGUAACCAUAUGUUUUAUAUACCUUUUUCAAGAAAAUAUGUUUACACUGAAUGGUACAAUAAACCAACAAGGAAAUAACACAAUGAGCAAGCCAAGAAAUUACUCUACCUAUGCCUAUGGCGAUGAUUGUUUUGAAAUAUUCUGGGCAAAGUAUGCUAACCACCAGAUAAGGAAAAACAGUGGACAAGAAGAUAGUAGAGUAUUGCAUGAUAUGAUUGAUGCAAAUCGAAACAUUACUCGUAAGAAUAGAACUUGCAAUACAUAUCUUACGUUAAAUGAUCCGCAGGGAGGCGCUGGGAACCUCUUGUUUAAAAUCGCAGCUUUAAUUGGAGUGGCCAAGAGACAUGGAUUUUUACCUCGGACGACGUUUAAUAACCAUAGAAUAUUCAAGUGGUUUGAAUUGCCACACAUAUAUUAUAGGUUCCCGGCAACAAAUUCCAUUCUGGUUAAGGAAGAAAGGCAUGAGUACCAAACGGUGGUUGAAACGUUGGACACAUCUCGCAAUUGGACGUUAGGUGGAUUUCGCCAGAGUUGGAGAUAUUUUGCUAAUGCGACAAAUGAAGUGCGGCAGAUGUUUACUCUAAAGGCCGAAUAUACGGAUAAAGCUAAAGGAUUCCUUAGAAACAUAUCGUCACCAGAUGCUGUGAACGUUUGCGUACAUGUUAGAAGAGGAGACAUGCUUCAGAAGGUGACAAUAAAACGUGGGAAUACCCCCUCGGAUCCGGCGUAUCUCAAAAGGUCAAUGGACUACUUCAGAAAUCGGUUUAACAACAGAAGGGUCAACUUUGUGAUAAUUAGUGACGACAUGAAAUGGUGCAAAAACAAUACAUCAGGACCAGACGUGUUCUUCUCCCCAUUUCAAACCGAUGUCUUGGACUUUGCACUUAUGGUGUGUUGUGAUCACGUGAUUGUUACAAUCGGGUCAUUUGGUUGGUGGGGCGCUUGGCUCUCCGGUGGAAUAACAGUGUAUUUCUCCGCGUGGCCAACCAAAGGUUCUUCCCUUGAUAGAGAUUUGAACAAAACGGACUAUUUUCCAGACAACUGGAUUAGUAUGUAAUGUCAUUACUUUUAAAAUCUUCAUGUGAAAGAGUAUACAAUUAUACGGACAUAACGAUAUUCUGUUAUGAAACAUUAACAUUGAAUAUUUUUGUUAUUUUCUUUUGUAAUUUGAGUAUUGUUCUGUUCCUGAUGAUUUAUUGUACUAUAGUAAGUUGCAAAUGCCUUUGAAAAUAAACCCACAGUUUAAACCCACGGUCAAAAUGACCUUUUUCUGGAGCUAAAGGUAUUCGACUCACAUAUAUGUGAAUUUUAGAUACCUGCUGACACCAUACUAUUAAGGUAUCAUUGACCAGGUUAAUUUAGGCUUUCAGAGAACAAGCGUAUGUUUGGGUCGGAUGCCUUAAGGGGAUGUCUGAUGAAAAACUAGUCCGUUCAAAACUUAAAGUUCAAUAUUUUAUUACAUAAGGCAUAAACAUUUGGAGGUGUUUUGAGGAAAAAAGUUAAGUUGAAAAGAACUUGCUAUAGGGAUUGUUUCAGAUGCACUCCAACCAACAAUGAUAAGAGGCUUUGUGGUAUUUGCUUGUAAUUUUAGGAAAGAUGUUUGCAUUGUGUAACCAGGAAGUGUUCAAAUUUAAGUAGCUAUGUACCACUCGAUUUUGAUUAGAUUUCAUAUGCUUUAGUUUGUCUUUUUAUGUUAUUGUAUUUCUUUUUAUUAUUAUUCAAACGCGUUCAGAUUGGUCUACAUAGACUGAUCUUCCGUUUUGAUAUUACCUUAAUGUCAAUGCUUUCUCAAAUUGUAAUUUGUAAAAUUUGGUUUUGACUAAAAUUUACAAAACACACACUGUUAUUCUACAUAACCAGAUAAUUAUAUUUGUUUUAUUGACUGUUUGUCUACGUGCAUUGUUGGAGUUUGUGUUUAAAGAAAUAGAUAAAACAAACCAACCAAUGUUAUUUAAAUAACAUAACAUGUAUAUCGUAUUUCUGUUAACACACUCUACUCUGUUAUCACCCUGUAAUCAACGACCUUACAUUUAACAGGCAGUGUUAUUUUAAGCUAUAUUUUUCAUUUGUGAUACACUCAGAAAAGGUCAUUUUAGCUUAUCUGUUUUAUUUAAUAAAUCCUUGGUGCAGACCCCAGCAGCUAGUAGAGGGCAAAAAAACCCAUCCCUUUACAUCCUUACAUAAUAAACGCAACACUCAUG
Mya arenaria is the source of this 2771-nucleotide messenger RNA. RefSeq names its product galactoside alpha-(1,2)-fucosyltransferase 1-like. Gene Ontology annotation, biological process: carbohydrate metabolic process. The record is from RefSeq and is a predicted model, not a curated record. NCBI's taxonomy places the organism in Eukaryota, Metazoa, Mollusca, Bivalvia, Myida, Myidae. The transcript has 3 exons. Bases 500 to 1627 code for a protein of 375 amino acids. Gene Ontology annotation, molecular function: galactoside 2-alpha-L-fucosyltransferase activity. Gene Ontology annotation, cellular component: membrane.